Aspergillus fumigatus Af293 is the source of this 735-nucleotide messenger RNA. The record is from RefSeq and is a predicted model, not a curated record. Lineage: Eukaryota; Fungi; Ascomycota; Eurotiomycetes; Eurotiales; Aspergillaceae.
AUGGCAGCUUCUCACACUGACAGAAUCUGGCUCACCGAUUUGGCCGAUGAAUUCCCUGCGACUGUCCAACUAGAUGGACUUGAUGUCUCCUUCGAUGCGGCUCCUCCACGGGACUGGCUCCCACCCAAUAUGAGCCUUCACCAUUGGGACAUCAAGGCCAAAGUCCCUGAGCACCUGGUUGGUGUCUAUGACGUGGUUAAUGUCCGCCAUUUCGUUUUUGUUCUCCAACAAUCUGACAUGAAAGGUGUCCUCGACAAUCUAUUCAAACUUCUCAGUACGUCAGACAGUUUCUACAAUUUUCGUAUCUCUAACAGCUGGUUUACAGAGCCCGGAGGUUAUCUUCAGUGGACUGAUCUCGACAUGUCUUCACUUCGUGUCGAGAAAAUCAACCCGGACAUCAAGGCGGACGCGAACGUCAAGUUAAUGCAACUUUUCCAGGCCAAUGAUACCCGUCUUCGUACCGCGUGGGGUGCAAGUCUGCCCUCGCAUUUUGCACAGAGCGGAUUCACCAAUGUGAAAUCUGAUGUGAGGGAUGCACCACCCCAUUUGGCAGUUGCACUGCAUGAGUGUGGGAUGUUGGCCACGGAGGUCUUAGCGCGAAACAAAGUAGGUGGGAACGAGCAGAUGGUGCAGCAACUUAGACAAACCCUGGCCGAGGCUGCAAAGGAGACUCGUCAGGGAUCUGUUCUGGCUUUUACUAGACUUACUGUCGUCGGUCAGAAGCCGAGCCAGUAG